AUGAAACCAGGCCUUAGUGAGGUGACCAUAAGGACAAAGAAGAACGGGAUUGAAGAUCAAAUGUCUGUUGAAGAGAGUCUGAGUGGGUGUGGGUUUCUUGGAGAUGGUGAUAUUGGCAGAGGUGGGCAUAGGAGGCUGACAAGUGGUUGGGCGAGAAGCAGUGGAGGUUUUAGGGCAUUUGCAAUUGGAAGCAGCCAAUGGAAUGGGCAUGGUGACUUGCAAGCAAACGCAUUGAAGAUGGCCUACUUAAUGACAGCUGUGACAGGUGCGGAUUUCUUUUGGGCGUUCAGCACAGUCUUCAAUAACAUGACACAUAUCCUUGCAAGACUUGCAAUGCAUACCCAUCUUAUUCUAAGUGGCAACGAAUGUGGCUGUGUUAUACAGAUCAUAAGUGAUGUGAUGGGUCAGGAGUUUCAAUGUGUAGUUGGAGUUUGGAGGUUGAGCAAUGUAGUGUGUAAGACAGGAACAGAGACCAGUGUGGUGAGCAGAGAGAACAACAUUAGGAAGCUGAGUAAGAUUCAGUUAGAAGAGUUGAGAAGUGGAAAGAAUGGCAGGGAUGGGGUAGAUCGUCUUAUCCAAAAUAGUGAGGCCCUGUGGCAAGACAGAAGAGCUGAGAUCAGCAGAAGCAAAAACUAUUUCGAUAGAGAUGAUAGAGUUCUUGGUCGUAGUGAUGACAACAAAAAUUUGGUCAUCAGUAAACAAGGCGUGGGAUACUGUAUAGAAGGCAUUCAGUCAGUUUGA
Molecule: messenger RNA, 741 nt
Organism: Phycomyces blakesleeanus NRRL 1555(-)
Lineage: Eukaryota; Fungi; Mucoromycota; Mucoromycetes; Mucorales; Phycomycetaceae
Exons: 3
Coding region: 1-741 (246 amino acids)
Source: RefSeq, a predicted model, not a curated record